This is a messenger RNA of Callorhinus ursinus (northern fur seal), 2730 nucleotides long. RefSeq names its product coiled-coil serine rich protein 1 (gene CCSER1). The record is from RefSeq and is a predicted model, not a curated record. NCBI's taxonomy places the organism in Eukaryota, Metazoa, Chordata, Mammalia, Carnivora, Otariidae.
GACCGACUGCCAAUCCGUGUCUCUCUCUCUCUCUCUCCUUCUCUCAACAUGACUGACUGGGAAGCGGUGGCUCAGGCAGAGCAGCUCUGCUGGCGCAGGCAGGAGGAGAAGGAGGAUUAUUAAAAAACGCAGCUCGACUCUGUGCAACUGGGAGUGGAGAAAAGGAGCCCAACAGCCGAGAAGGGGAGGGAGGGCAGAGGAAGGGACCAGGAAAGACACCCCCGUGCCCCGAAGACAUAAAUUUCUGAGUGCCCGGGAGGAGCCUUAACAAGCGGCGCGGAGCCCUUCAAGGUUGCUAAGUUGGCUAUCACAGUGCAAGCCUUGGAGUCCCAAUGGGGGACUCAGGAUCAAGACGAUCUACUCUGGUCUCCCGGUUGCCAAUAUUCAGGAGAAGUAUUAGCAGAAGACAUGAUUCUCUUCCUUCUUCACCGUCCUCCAGUAAUACAGUUGGUGUCCACAGUUCCUCUCCUUCCAGCACUAACUCAAGCUCAGGUAGUACAGGUAAACGCAGGAGCAUAUUCCGUACUCCUUCCAUUAGUUUCCACCAUAAGAAGGGGAGUGAACCUAAGCAAGAUGCUACCAACCAGAACCUUAGUAUUUCAAAUGGUGCUCAAUCUGGUCAUAGCAGUAUGCCAAAACUGAGUUUGGAAGAACAUAUUAAAACCAGGGGAAGACAUUCUGUUGGUUUUAGCAGUUCACGAAAUAAGAAGAUAACAAGAUCUUUAACAGAAGAUUUUGAAAGGGAAAAGGAGCACUCAACUAAUAAGAAUGUCUUUAUAAAUUGCCUAAGUUCUGGCAAAAGUGAGGGGGAUGAUUCUGGAUUCACAGAAGAACAAACUCGCCGUUCUGUUAAGCAGUCAACAAAGAAGCUACUUACUAAAUCUUUUUCAUCUCACUAUAAAUUUUCUAAACCAGUUCCACAGAGUCAAUCCAUUUCAUUGGUACAACAGUCUGGAUUCUCAUUGGAAAUUACACAGUUCCAAGAGAGAGAGCCUGUAUUAGUAAGAGCUUCUCCGUCUUGUUCCGUGGAUGUAACAGAACGGGCAGGAAGCUCUUUACAAUCUCCGUUGCUUUCUGCUGAUCUUACAACAGCUCAGACACCUUCAGAGUUCUUAGCCUUGACUGAAGAUUCUGUGUCUGAAACGGAUGCAUUUCCUCAAAGUGGAAGCAUGGCAUCCCACUGUGACAACUUUGGCCACAAUGAUUCUACCUCUCAGAUCUCUUCCAAUCCUGCUGCUGUUACAAAGACAACAAUAGACCUUAUGGGAACUGUUCCCUGUGCAAUUAUGUCUCCUGGAAAAUACAGGUUAGAAGGCCGAUGUAGCACUGAAUCUAAUUCCUUAUCAGAAACCUCUGCUGCUAAUCAGAAGGAAGUGUUAUUGCAAAUCACUGAACUACCUGUUAUGAAUGGGAACAACUCGGAGACUCACCAAUCGGGUGAUAUGCAAAGAGAAGAACAUAUGGUAGUACAAAAUGGUGAAAAAAUGUUGGUGACAAGCUCCCCAAGGAAACUUGGAUUUUAUGAGCAACAUAAAGCAAUAGCUGACCGUGUUAAAGGGAUUCAUCCUAUUUCAGAUUCAAGGAUAAUACCCUCUUCUGGUGAUCAUCAUAUUUUUAACAAAACAUCAUAUGGAUAUGAAUCAAACCCUGCCAAAGUUCUUGCCAGUAGCUUCAGUCCAUAUCGUGAAGGAAGAUUUAUAGAAAGGCGACUGCGAUCCUCAUCUGAAGGAACUGCAGGGAGUAGCAGAAUGAUUUUGAAACCAAAAGAUGGAAAUGUAGAAGAAGUGAAUAGUCUAAGAAAGCAAAGAGCAGGUUCAUCAUCUUCAAAAAUGAACAGUAUGGAUGUUUUGAAUAAUUUGGGAUCUUGUGAACUGGAUGAAGAUGAUCUAAUGCUUGAUCUAGAGUUUUUGGAGGAACAGAAUCUUCAUCCUUCGGUUUGCCGGGAGGAUUCUUAUCACUCUGUAGUCUCAUGUGCUGCUGUGGUUCUACCAACGAUAGAAAUGAAGAAAAGAGAAGAACUAAAAUUUCCUGAACCUUCCAAACAGAAUCUUUCCCUGAAAUUAACAAAAGACAUUGAUCAGGAAGUCAGGUGUUCCCAUAUCAGCCGAAUGCCCAGCAGUCCAUCUGCAGACUGGCCCCUGCAAGGUGUGGAAGAAAAUGGAGGCCUUGAUUCUCUGCCCUUCAGACUGAUGUUACAGGACUGCACAGCCGUCAAGACGUUGUUAUUAAAGAUGAAAAGAGUUCUUCAAGAGAGUGCAGAUAUGAGCCCAGCAAGUAGCACCACUUCACUUCCCGUUAGUCCUCUUACUGAAGAGCCAUUGCCUUUCAAGGAUAUAAUGAAAGAUGAAUGCUCACUGCUGAAGCUGCAGCUGAAAGAGCGGGAUGAACUCAUUUCCCAACUUCAGGAAGAGCUGGAAAAAGUCCAGCAUUUACAGAAGGCUUUUGCUUCCAGAGUAGAUAAAUCCACACAGACUGAACUUCUAGGCUAUGAUGCCCUGUGGAAUCCUACAUGCACUGAAGGUUUAUUUAAACCAGUACAUAUUUCAACCUAGGUGAAAUCAUUUGACCAUAAGCAAUGUAUCACCAAUCUGUGACAUGUUAAAUAUUAAAUAAAACCAACUUUCCAUCAUUCCAUAUGUUAGCUGUUUCCCAGAGUAUUUAAUAGAGAAAUGUUUCCAUUCCAAAUAUUUCACACUUUCUGCAUUUGUACACAAUUGCACAAAAAACUGA